Halichondria panicea is the source of this 1276-nucleotide messenger RNA. RefSeq names its product lysocardiolipin acyltransferase 1-like. The transcript has 3 exons. The record is from RefSeq and is a predicted model, not a curated record. The coding region runs from base 402 to 1181 and encodes 259 amino acids. Gene Ontology annotation, biological process: phosphatidylinositol acyl-chain remodeling. Gene Ontology annotation, cellular component: endoplasmic reticulum; endomembrane system. Lineage: Eukaryota; Metazoa; Porifera; Demospongiae; Suberitida; Halichondriidae. Gene Ontology annotation, molecular function: acyltransferase activity.
CAGAAUAAAUCAACUCUAUUGCAUCGUAACUUUUGUAAUGUAUGACUCAUGCAAUGGCUAGUGUAGUGUUUCAGGCCCAAGCAAUAACUAUAAUGUGUAUUGCUAUUACUGUGCACAGGAAUGUAUCACCUUUCCUCGUGCUUAUAGCUUAUAAUAAUGAUUAUUCUUUUGUAUUAUCAUACCAAUAUCAUGUGGUUGUUCGACCUUUGCCAUCUCUCCUCACAUGUGUCGUGACUGCAUGCAUGGACCUCAUAUGACUGAAUCAGGCUCUAUUAGAGGUUGUGUUUGGUGUGAAGGUGAAAAUCUGUGGAGACUUGAAGCGGUUGGAGGGGCCAUGCCUGAUUAUUUUAAAUCAUCGAACACGAUUUGAUUGGCUGUUUUUGUGGAGUUUCAUAUUGAGGAUGGGUAAUCUUACCAAGCACAAAAUUAUCCUCAAGAAAUCACUAAAGAAAAUCCCACCCUUUGGUUGGGCGAUGCAAGCUGCUCACUUUCUCUUCAUCUCUCGCGACUGGGCUAAGGACCAAAAAUAUCUCACGGAUAAUUUUUCCUACUUUAGGGCCCUCGACUACCCCCUACAGCUGCUCAUCUUCCCUGAGGGUACCGACCUCUCUCAGUCAAACAAGGAGAAAUCACAAAAAUAUGCCAAAAAGAAUGGACUAUCACCGUACGAGUGUGUGCUCCACCCGAGAACGAAAGGAUUUGUACACUGUAUGACCGAAAUGAGGAAAUUCAAGGUUGCCCCUAUAAUAAUUAACAUGUCAGUUGGCUAUGUUGGAGGAAUUCCACAGAAUGAAAGUGACAUGGCUUUUGGGAAUUGGCCAUCAGAGAUCCACUUUUUCUCGGAGCAAAUCCCCCCUAGCGAUAUUCCAACAGACAACACAGAACUGGAAAACUGGCUGACAAAUGUAUGGGAGAAGAAAGAACAUCAAUUGAAGGAAUUUUACUCAAAGAACAGAUUCAAUGCACCUUAUAUGAGUGCAGCCAGUAUUGUUGAGGCCUACGGGGAGAUGAAAUGGUUGCUUGGGUUUUGGGUGGUGUUUUUUGCUUGGGUUGGUUACUCGUUGGCUACAUCGUAUUUCUACUGGUGGUUCUAUGCAUUGUGGACCGUUUUCUAUAUUGUAUUUAACCUGGUUUCCAACGGUACUGAUGAUAUGGCAGUUAGGAGAUAUGUGAAGAACUGAGAAUGUAUAGACUAUAUUAGUAGGAUAUUGUCACUUGAUCUCUUAACAUUAUUUUGUAAUUCUUUUCGUAUCAUGAUCAUGAUCAUACUUUCAAA